UUUGCGCUUUCCGUUUCAAUCCAGGAAAUUACACCCAAUAUAACCCUAUAAAUAUAAUUAAAAGUUCAAGACUACCCGCUUAUUCUCGUAAAUAACAAUAAAUAACUCCUUUUAACACUAUCAAUUGGGCCGAAAGAAGGUGAAAGGACAAUUUAAGAAUAUGUUGGGCCUUCAAUCCAAUUGGUUGGAUAUAUCCGUCCCAUAAGAUCUCAUUAGGCUGAUACCUUUUUUAUGCUUGUUUCUCAAGAAAUACAAAAAUCAUUUUUGUUGGAACAAGGAAGGAACAAACGCAUCUGAAAUCGAUGGCACCGCCAGCAGCAGAUAUCGAAGAUGAGAUCAAGGACGAGAAGAAUCCUCCGCCACUCGAUGAAGAUGAUAUUGCUCUACUCAAGACUUAUGGCCUGGGACCUUAUUCGACCAGCAUAAAGAAAGCUGAAAAGGAAAUCAAGGAAAUGGCCAAAAAGAUAAAUGAUUUAUGCGGUAUUAAGGAGUCUGACACUGGGUUAGCUGCUCCAAGUCAAUGGGAUCUGGUUUCUGAUAAACAGAUGAUGCAGGAGGAGCAACCUCUUCAGGUUGCCAGAUGUACAAAGAUAAUUAGCCCCAACACUGAGGAUGCAAAAUACGUCAUAAACGUCAAGCAAAUUGCAAAGUUUGUUGUUGGAUUAGGUGACAAAGUUUCACCAACUGAUAUAGAAGAAGGCAUGCGAGUCGGUGUUGAUCGGAAUAAAUAUCAGAUUCAAAUUCCAUUGCCUCCCAAAAUUGAUCCUAGUGUUACCAUGAUGACCGUUGAGGAAAAGCCUGAUGUGACAUAUAAUGAUGUUGGCGGAUGCAAGGAACAAAUCGAAAAGAUGCGAGAGGUUGUUGAGUUGCCCAUGCUUCACCCAGAGAAGUUUGUUAAACUUGGAAUUGAUCCCCCAAAGGGUGUUCUCUGCUACGGGCCUCCUGGUACUGGGAAAACACUGCUUGCUAGAGCAGUGGCAAAUCGAACAGAUGCAUGCUUUAUUCGUGUUAUUGGCAGUGAGCUUGUUCAGAAAUAUGUUGGUGAGGGAGCUAGGAUGGUUCGUGAACUGUUCCAGAUGGCGCGCUCUAAGAAGGCAUGCAUUGUCUUUUUCGAUGAAGUAGAUGCUAUUGGAGGUGCAAGAUUUGAUGAUGGUGUAGGUGGAGACAAUGAGGUGCAGCGCACCAUGCUUGAAAUUGUGAACCAACUUGAUGGAUUUGAUGCUCGGGGAAAUAUUAAGGUUCUCAUGGCCACUAAUAGGCCUGAUACACUUGAUCCAGCAUUGCUACGUCCUGGACGUUUGGAUCGCAAAGUUGAGUUUGGUCUACCUGAUCUAGAGAGUAGGACCCAGAUAUUUAAGAUUCAUACACGGACAAUGAAUUGUGAGCGUGAUAUCCGAUUUGAACUUUUGGCGCGUCUCUGUCCAAACUCUACAGGAGCCGACAUAAGAAGUGUGUGCACGGAGGCUGGAAUGUAUGCUAUUCGAGCAAGGAGGAAGACUGUUACAGAGAAAGACUUUUUAGAUGCCGUGAAUAAGGUCAUUAAAGGAUAUCAGAAAUUCAGUGCAACACCAAAGUACAUGGUCUACAAUUAAUUUGGACUACGUUUUUUUUGGUACAAACAAUCAAGCGUUGGCAGGAAUGGAGUGACAUUGCUAUAUUUGCCCUUCAGUUAUCCUUUGUACUCAAUUUGAUGAUUAUGUUGAGAUUGCUAUAUUUGCCAUUUAGUUAUCCUGUGUGCUCAAUUUGAUGAUU
Capsicum annuum is the source of this 1752-nucleotide messenger RNA. Its product is annotated as 26S proteasome regulatory subunit 7 homolog A. Gene Ontology annotation, cellular component: proteasome regulatory particle, base subcomplex. The transcript has 10 exons. NCBI's taxonomy places the organism in Eukaryota, Viridiplantae, Streptophyta, Magnoliopsida, Solanales, Solanaceae. Gene Ontology annotation, biological process: proteasome-mediated ubiquitin-dependent protein catabolic process. The coding region runs from base 303 to 1592 and encodes 429 amino acids. The record is from RefSeq and is a predicted model, not a curated record. Gene Ontology annotation, molecular function: proteasome-activating activity; ATP hydrolysis activity; ATP binding.